Molecule: messenger RNA, 511 nt
Organism: Drosophila kikkawai
Lineage: Eukaryota; Metazoa; Arthropoda; Insecta; Diptera; Drosophilidae
Product: protein kish-A-like
Biological process (GO): protein secretion; intracellular transport
Source: RefSeq, a predicted model, not a curated record
UAAACAUAUCCAUCCCUAGUAGCUUUUAUUCAACUUGUCAAGCUGGCGUCCUAAAAUCACUGUUUAAAUAAAAUUUGCUUCGGGAAGGAAUCAUGAGUGCUGUGUUCAACUUCCAGAGCCUGCUGGUGGUCAUCCUGCUGAUGAUCUGCACAUGUACCUACAUCCGCUCCAUUUUUCCCAACUUUAUAGGUCGCCACAGGAUCGGGUGGAAGGGGAUAUUUUGGAAGAUGGCCAGGAUUGGGGAGCGCUUAUCGCCUAUAGUGUCUGCCAGCUGCAUCAUCAUGGCCUUUUACAUUAUCUUCGUAUAAAUUGUUUUCCUUCUAGUUGAGCUGUGCCGCCUCCGACUCCUUUGAACUGCAUGAAUUGUAAAUAUUAUAAAAGGCUAGACAAUUUUGAUUGCAAUUAGGGAAAUUAUAAAACAUUAUAAAGUUCAAUUUAAGUAGAUAGUACAUGUUUUAUCCAUAUUUUAAAAAAUUAAAAAAUGCGUAUGAAAAUUUCUUUUAACUCGAAA